AUGCAAGGCCUGCAUCGUCCACUAACCCCUGCAGAGAUCGAACGCGAGUACGACACACAGUCUGAGCACGAGCUUCAAGACUGCAGCAAACUCGAAUGUUUUGUGAAUAAAGCGAAAGACUUUCACAGAAGUAUCAAGAGAUUCUUUGCAUCGGCGAAAGCUAAGGUUGCUGGCCCGUUCUGCAUCUCUGGCGCAAGCAGUGUAGCUCCUGCUGCUCGACACGCAUCUCCUCCACCGCCAGUCCAGGAUGUGAAAGACCAAUUCAUGACUGCUCUCAAGCACGCGAUCAACAAGAUGAACACCGACGCCAGCGACACGUGGAAUGGAGGCCAAGCCAUUCUCCAAUUGGCUCAGAUUGACGAUCUUGCGCUGAAGUUGGAGGCUCUCAUGCUGAACAACCUUGGCGAACAGCACAUCGGUACACCCUUAACUGGUCAACAGCAAGAGACCCUCUACAUUCAGGCUGGUCACGACAUGCUGAAGCAGAUUGAGGAUGUCGACUGCUUCAUCCCGACAGUACAAGCAUACUUGGCUAUGCCUGGCUGA
This is a messenger RNA of Alternaria arborescens, 546 nucleotides long. RefSeq lists its product as hypothetical. The transcript has a single exon. Bases 1 to 546 code for a protein of 181 amino acids. Lineage: Eukaryota; Fungi; Ascomycota; Dothideomycetes; Pleosporales; Pleosporaceae. The record is from RefSeq and is a predicted model, not a curated record.